Molecule: messenger RNA, 905 nt
Organism: Diospyros lotus (date-plum)
Lineage: Eukaryota; Viridiplantae; Streptophyta; Magnoliopsida; Ericales; Ebenaceae
Product: 40S ribosomal protein S5
Exons: 5
Coding region: 98-724 (208 amino acids)
Biological process (GO): ribosomal small subunit assembly; translation
Cellular component (GO): cytosolic small ribosomal subunit; ribosome
Molecular function (GO): structural constituent of ribosome; rRNA binding; mRNA binding
Source: RefSeq, a predicted model, not a curated record
GCGGGUUCAGGUUUUAUCGUUUGCUUUCGGCCGCUCGCUCACUCGGAUCUCCCACUCUCAGAGAGGUGGAAGCAGAGCGGAUCAAAUCGAAGCAACAAUGGCGGAAGUUGCGGCUCAAAUCACUCCGGGUGAACCUGCUACCAUUCAAACCGAGGUCAAGUUAUUUAACAAGUGGUCCCACGAAGAAGUUCAGGUCAAUGACAUCUCCGUAACAGAUUAUAUUGCGGUGAACCCAGCAAAGCAUGCUACUUAUGUACCUCAUACUGCCGGGAGAUAUUCAGUCAAGCGCUUCCGAAAAUCGCAGUGUCCCAUCGUUGAGAGGCUAACAAAUUCUCUCAUGAUGCAUGGAAGGAACAAUGGAAAGAAGCUUAUGGCAGUUAGGAUCGUCAAACAUGCUAUGGAAAUUAUCCAUUUGCUGACUGACCAAAACCCCAUUCAAGUUAUUGUUGAUGCUGUUAUUAACAGUGGACCAAGAGAAGAUGCAACUCGAAUUGGGUCUGCUGGUGUUGUGAGGCGUCAAGCUGUUGAUAUUUCCCCACUGCGCCGUGUUAACCAAGCUAUCUAUCUGCUGACAACGGGUGCCCGAGAAAGUGCUUUCAGGAACAUAAAGACCAUAGCUGAAUGCCUUGCUGAUGAACUCAUCAAUGCGGCCAAGGGGUCUUCCAAUAGUUAUGCGAUUAAGAAGAAAGAUGAGAUCGAGAGGGUUGCCAAGGCCAACCGUUGAGAAGUGGGUGUUUGGGUCGGAGUGGAGAAGCUCGCAGCACAAGAUGAUUUUGUUUGGUUUUAUGAGAAUUUUGUUGGGUUGAUAUAAUAUACCUUUAUGUUCAUUCUCCAGACCAUGUUUCAAUUACUGCUAACUGAUUGAUUAUAUUUAAGGAUACCAUUGAUCGUCCCCAUUAUUGGUA